Molecule: messenger RNA, 3142 nt
Organism: Cyanistes caeruleus (blue tit)
Lineage: Eukaryota; Metazoa; Chordata; Aves; Passeriformes; Paridae
Gene: ANGPTL3
Product: angiopoietin like 3
Biological process (GO): cholesterol homeostasis; phospholipid catabolic process; triglyceride homeostasis
Source: RefSeq, a predicted model, not a curated record
UUUUGCCCUUCCACAGCUCAUCAAGGAGCUUCACAACCUGAACAUCCAGUGCUCCUAAACAUGGUAAAAUCCUUUCACACUCCCGAGGCAAUAAAGGGAACAAAACAACACAAACAAGGAGCAAUUUAAGCCCUUACCAAGAUUAUGACCCAAAAUUAAUCUAUUAAAAAGAGUUGUGUGGAAAACACCGUGUCAUCAAUAACAUUUUACACCAGAAGGCCUGGCAGAUGGAAAAGUUCAGAACCAGUUUAAUCAGCAACGUGCCCGUCUCUCAAUUUUAUCUUCCCAGGUAUCAGCCUACAUUCAGGAGGGGUUACACUCGUUCAAGCACACACAGUUUAAUGAUCAACCCGCGCCUCUGCCUCUCCUAAAAUGAAGAGGGGUAUAAAUAGAUCAAGUUCUGCAACUCAGAGAAGCCACAGAGCACAAGCUAUCACUGGGAGAAGUCUCUGCCUCCUGAGCAGAGAACCAGGAGCAGGAAACAUGAAGAUCAUUCCAGUUUUACUGUUCCUGGCCCCCCUGGCUCUCCCAGCUGGAGCUGACAAGGAUUUUUUCUCCGUCGGUUCCGCCGGAUCUCCCGAAACGAAAUCGAGAUUUGCGAUGUUGGACGAUGUCCGAAUCCUGGCCAAUGGACUCCUCCAGCUGGGCCACGGCCUCAAAGAUUUUGUCCACAAGACCAAGGGCCAGAUGAACGACAUCUUUCAGAAACUCUACAUUUUUGACAGGUCCUUUUACGAGCUCUCCCUGCAAACCAGCGAAAUCAAGGAGGAAGAAGAACAGCUCCGGCAAACCACGGCCAGGCUGCAAAUCAACAAUGAGGAGAUAAAGAACCUCUCACAGGAGAUGAACCUGAAGAUUGAAGACCUCAUCCAAAACAAAAUCCAGCUGCAGGAGCAAGUGUGGGGACUGGAGGACAAGGUCACCAAACUGGCCAUUAUCCAGCCUUUGGUGCAAGACACAAAAGAAAUUUCUUCACUCAAAGCUUUCAUGGAGCAGCAGGACAAUGACAUCAAGCAGCUCCUCAAAACUGUGGAGGACCAGCACGUGCAGCUGGACAGGCAGCACAACCAGAUCAUGGAGCUGGAGGACAAGCUAAACUACAUCGAGCUCCAGGAACUGGAGAAUUCCUUCAUGGAGGAGCACCAGGAACCAGAGCUCAUCCCCUCUGCUGUGCACAAGCCCACGGCUGGGACAUACAGGGCUGAUGGUGCUGCUGCUGACUGCACUGCUCUCUACCACACCGGGGUGCAGGCCAGUGGGGUCUACACUAUUCAGCCCAAUGGAUCAGAAGCUUUCAAUGUCUACUGUGAAAUGAAAUUUGGCACAUCCUGGACUGUAAUCCAGAAGAGAGUGGAUGGAUCAUUGGAUUUCAACCAAACUUGGGAUGCCUACACAAAUGGUUUUGGUGACCUCAAUGAGGAAUUCUGGCUGGGCCUGAAGAAGAUCUACUCCAUCACCAAGCAGGGCAACUACCUGCUGCGGAUCGAGCUGCAGGACUGGCGGGGGAACAGGAGGCACAUCGAGUACAGCUUCAGCCUGGGGGGCCCCAGCACCAACUUCACCCUGCAGCUGUCCAGGAUGUCCGGGAGCAUUCCCAACGCGCUCCCGGAGCACGCGGAGCUGCGCUUCUCCACCGCAGACCGGGCUGGGGACACGGCCAGCGACUCCAACUGCCCCGAGAAGCACCUAGGAGGCUGGUGGCACAGCGACUGUGAGGAAACCAACCUGAACGGGAAAUACGUCAUGCCAAGGUCCAGGGGAAGGCUGGACAGAGGAAAAGGCUUAUACUGGAAGCCUAAGAAAGGAAGAUACUACCUGCUCAAGUCAACCAAAAUAAUGAUCCACCCAACAGACUUAAAAAUCUUUGACUGAGUGCUCAACCUGCUGCAUUUUAACUCAGAACAAACACACUGAACUUUACCGCACCGAAGGACUUGAUGCUGCGUUUACCAACAGAUGCCACGUCCCUGCCCCAUCCAUCCCUGCAUGGAAUUUCUCCAAAACAUAAACCUGAGGCAUCUGAGACAGUCUUACAAAACAGUUGGUGAGUAUUGUCAUUCCCUCUAGCCCCGAUGUCAACGUGCUGCAACUUUUCGUGGAGCUUUUCCCUCCCCAGGAUGAAAUUCUAAUGCCUAGGAGCCAACCUGUCACAUAUUGGAUGAUACUGUUUGGGGGAAUGGGUUUUCAGGCUGUGCAUUCCUUUCUGGGUUGUGUAGUAAGGAAAACAAAAGGGGUUUUCUAGGAACAAAGGGCUGGCAAAACCCUACGGAAAACAUUUAGAGGGAAAAAAAAAAGUAAUUUUGUUUCUUGAUGUAACUAAUUGAAUGUUUGGUUCAUGUUUUUGUUGUGGAAUGUUUUGGGAGCAAUUGAAAUUGGGUAAUUCCUCGUUUUAGAGCUCUGGGUAUUUCCAGAUAAUUUUCCAGGGGUGUAGCUGAGCCAAUCCAUCCUCUCUGGAGCACUGUGCUCACACAGCUGCAGGUGUGUGCACACGGGCAGGCACAGCAGCCCUGCUCCUUGGGAUCCCAGAGUAACUGCACAACUCAAAGUGAAGAGCCAACCUUCAAACUCACUGCUCUCCCCACCUGAAAUGAAUCAGAGCCAAGCCUUUGUGACCUUUCAGUCCAACCAACAAAGGAAUUAAAUAAACAACCAAGUGAGAACACAACAAAACACCUUUCACUUAGGGUCCAUCAGGGUCAAGGGUGCCAGCCCACAAACCCAGUAGGGCACAACCCAUGGCACAGGGCUGGUCCAGCUCCUGGGGACACUCACGUGUUGAAUUUCAGCUGCAGAACACUGAGUGACAGCCUUGGGCUGGCCCUGGAAGUGCUGACUGACAAAGCCCCCAGUCCUGCAGUUCCCCUGAGUCAUAUUGACUUGUUUAUCUUCCCCAACCCUUGUACAGUGUGGAUUUUUUAUCUCAGCACCUGCAGUCGCACAGGAAAUGGUUUUGGUUGUGAUUUGUCAGCGUGAAACUCAGUGAACAGAAUGUGUUAAUUACAGAAAUGCUGCAAAAAACCAAAAAUCCUUUUACUUCUCAUGGGUUUGUAACAGAGAUGAGAUUGUGCAGUGUUGUUUAUUUGUACUGGUUUACUGUAAUGUUAAACUAUCUGUCCAAUAAAUAAAUAGACAAAUAAAUAAA